AUGGAUCCAAUACUACCAAUUCCGGUAAACCUAGCCCAGGCAAUUAUGUGUCUGGUGCUGGUGAAUAUGGCUCUCACCCUGGAGCGGGUCAUUACGGAACAGGCACCGGCGAUCUUAGCUCUCAGGCAGGCGCUGGCGGCUAUGGUGGUUAUGGAUCUACCCCAGGCCGUUAUAGUUCAGGCACAGGCUCCUAUGGUUCCCCUGGUGCACCACCAGGAGGACCAGGCGGUACACAGCGUAACCAAUGGGCAAAGGUCUCGCAGGAAGAAGGGUGUCGUGACCAUCGAGAGCAUCGCGCCAGGAAGAGCUCCUCUGGGCGCCUGGCGCCCAAUUCCCAGUGCCACCACUCCGUGUCAUCAUGUCGAGAACAGAGCCAUCACACCAUCUUCAAGUGAACGGCCAAGGUCUGCAUCAAAGUGCGACUCGUGGCAUUCUUCUGCGUCGCGUCUCUCCACACUAACACCAGCACCUCAGCUCAUCCCCUUCAAAACAGACGCCUUCCCCCUUCAAUCAGUCUCCAGAAACACCAAACCCAGGCGCUUUUCAUCUUUCCUUCCACAAACUCCGCUCCCGAAUAGUCGAUCUCAAUCCUCACUACACUUGAUCACGCGGUCUGGCCCUCUCGCAGAAAAAGCACAGUCUCUCCCAACCACUCUUACCCCUCCUCUACCGGUCGAAGACAAUUACCUUACACCCAGAAUGGCCUUUAGAAGAUCCUUUGCUAGGCCUCACUGCCAGGCCUUCAGGUCCGGAAAUACACACGAUCCCAUGUACCAGGAUGACGUUUAUGAAUUGCGUGGUUUUGAUGAUCUGCCGUCGUCACAAGCCAUCUGCUUGACCAAGUUUGCCAAGGCGCACCCCCGAAACAAAGGCAAUAAGUCCUGGAAGCCUUUGCAACUAGAAAGCACCGAAGACAGCGAUCGGACGGACAGUCAAAGCCCAAUGGCCCUCUUCGAGACGGGCCGAAGUGAGCCUCGCUCUCGAUUGUCUGCCCUUCAUCGUGCGUAUAGUGGUGAUUGUCAUCUGAACAAGCACAGUGAACGGGUCCUGGCACCUACUCGGUUUCAUUCGCAAUCGUACGAUUACAGUCCAGAAGUACAGCCUGGGGAAGCGGCAUGGCUGACGAAUGCCAACGCAAUUCACUACCAAGAGAAUCCUCUUAAUUAUUCCCACAACUACGGUUUCCCUUAUUCCUACCCACAUUCACAACAACAUAGCUGCGUAUCGGAGAGUCCCUUCCUGAGAAAUGAUGACUAUCACAGCUCGGAGCACCUUCCCUGGUCGACAGAUCUACAUUCGAUCUCCAAUGGGCUGUCUUUGAUGGGUGUAUCGCAGCCAAACGUUUACAACCAGAACUACAUCGCGGAUGGUAGCAUCAUGACGGACUCCUCUCUGAAUAUCUACAGCGCCAGUUUUGACCAGCCGGACAGCCGAUCUCCUUACGAAUCAGUACCUGUUCACUAUGAUGCCCUCGCUCAUGAGAGCUUGUUAACUCGGCACCCAUCGCUCUCGGCGUCAUAUGAAGAUCGAUCGAGAGAUUUCUCAUCUAUCUCGUGGGACCCCUCUUUGAAUGCUGCAUAUGAGCAUGUAUCGAGCCCUAAGCCAAGUACACCUGCGAUGGAGUGUCAAUCACAGACGCCGGCUUUGUCCUACUUUCAGACAUUGAAUGAUGUAGAUGCUCCACAAAUGCCUCGUGCUGAGGCCCCAGGUCCUGACCAUGAAAGCUUUGAUAAGGAUGACAAAGGCUAUACUCAAGAAGAAAAACUUGCAUUGCUUACAGGGGCUGAAUAUGAGCGGAUUACUGCGGAUCAGGAUAAAUUCUCGGUCACCCAAAUGGAAGCAUGCGAUGCACACGCCCAGGGGACUACAACUAUGGAUAGCUCAUCGGAUCGUGUCUCUGAUCUAAGCGGCGAGCCAACAACCACAGAUUCAAUCAAUUCGGGGAACGUUGAUAUCCGAGCAACUUACCCGCUAGAAAUGACCGAGAAGUCGUCGAGAUUGGGUCCUGUCUGGUACGAUUUCACUGAAAGAUGGAAAGGAAUUCCCGCGGCGGGCGUCCCAGGAUACCUAAACUUAAUGACUAGCAAACGCAUCAGACCUCCGCCUGGACUCUCUGAGCCAGUGGUGCAUAAUCCAACAACAUGGCCUUUGGCUUGCAGAAAUGAUCCCCUGGUGACUCAGAGAAGACUUGAUGAAGCCAAUGAAUGGUUCCGCAAAGAUGCCCGAGGCCAGGAGCAACUUCGAGGACAAGUCACAGAUAUCGCGCAGAACUACGCCGAAAGAAUUGAGGGGCGUAGUGGAACAACUCGCGCGCUACAGGAAAGUACAACUGCGAAGCAAAUAAGUUCCCUAAUCGGCAACGUCAUCAUUAAUCUACAUUUCUACGUCUCUGAGAGCUCGUCGCGAGACUCAGCAGGUUUCGCAGACUUUGAAGAUGUGGAGAGUUGUUAUUGUGAACCCAGCCUGGGCGGACGCCGCAGUUACUUCGACCGAGACCCAUCUAACCACUGGAGGCUUCGUUUGGAUCGGGCUCAUUCGACUAUGAGUAACAUGUCAGAAUCAAGUCCCUCAUCCUCUCACAUCAGGGCUCCAUGA
This is a messenger RNA of Aspergillus bombycis, 2595 nucleotides long. RefSeq lists its product as uncharacterized. Bases 1 to 2595 code for a protein of 864 amino acids. The record is from RefSeq and is a predicted model, not a curated record. Lineage: Eukaryota; Fungi; Ascomycota; Eurotiomycetes; Eurotiales; Aspergillaceae. The transcript is spliced from 3 exons.